CGUCAUGGUCCACGUCACGAAUGCCCCGAAAACGGAGGCGCCCCUUCACCUCCCUGAUAUGCAAUUACUGCGUUUAGCUGGGUGUCAUUUUUCCAUCACUGCUGAUCAGAGGCUCCUGCAGAGUUAUAAGACCCGGGAAUGAAGGACCAUUGAAUCUCUUCCCAUUGCAGUCAAAGGCCAGAUGUCAGCAGGUGUUAGUGGGUUUUUGGACCAGUGGAAAAGUGGCUUUAGUUUUUAGUUUUAAGGUGAAGUGUUGCAUAUUUCAGGAAGAGGAGAGUGAGGUGAGGGGUAUUCAGCUGCAACAUGCAACUCCACCAGUAGAUGUCACUAAAUUAUACACACUAAACCUUUAAAUCGAAUGAAUAUUGCACUUAUGGGGGUGGUAGAUAAAUAUGAAGAUCAUAAAAUCACAUGAUAAUAUAUAGAAAUUCAAUUUAAAGUCUCAAUAACAAGUGGAGAUGUUUUCGUUGGCAUCCACUUGCGAUAUUUAUCCAGGAUGUGAUUGGUUUUGAAGGGGCAGGCCACAGCUUCAGAGCUUGGCACCUUUUUAACAACUACUUCCUUGUUCCUUGUGCAAUAAACAAGCCAUAUAAAAGUUAGCAUCCAGGUGAGUGGCUGUUUAAAACAAGGUUUCCUGUUCCCUGUGUGCACCUUUAAACUAGUUAAAUGAUGCAGGUUAAUUACAUACACGGGUAAUGGGUGGGUAGUGAGAGAAACAGACCGGUUCCUUGUGGCUCCAUCGACAGGAGGAGGGGAAGGAGGGAGGGAGGAAUGAGAGACAGCCAGGUACUCGAUCCAUCGAAGAGGAAGUGCGAGUGAACCUGCGGCGUGAGGAGGGAGGCAGGCAGCUGGUCUCUGUGGUUCCGGCAGGGAGCGUCACCGAUCACCGCCACUACACAGACCUGGACUAAACAAGCGGGAUGUCGAGAGCAUGAAGCCGGCGAUCGUGUGCCUUACUGGCGCCGCACCGGUGGCCGAACAGCGGUGAAGGUUUGCGGAGAGGAGUAAAGAGGAGGAGGAGGAGGAGGGCAGACAGGCUCGCAGACAGGUGCGUCUCUUCAGCCGGUUUCGAUUCCUCUCGGUCCCAGAGCGAGACGGAGCCAUGGAUCCCCGCAAGGAGCCCAAGGGCAGAAAACAGCCCAUGAAAGCCAAGUCCACGACGCGGAAGGAGAAGAAACACAAGACCGGGAGGUUCAUCCGGAGGAAAUCGCUGCGAUCUUUCGGGAAUUUCAUGGGAAGGAUCCUUAAAACUUUGGGCACUUUGGCGCACUUCAGCAACGCGGAACCAGCGGACGCGGAGGACGACGACGGCGGCUUCGGGCAGAGCUCCUCCGCGGGCUUCAAAGAGGACUGCCCGCAGGUCUCCAGGGAUUCUGUCUCCGCCAAGAAGAGCUCCUCCGCGGCGGCGGUGGCUGCUGCGGCGGCAGCCGGCUCCGCUCAGGGCUCGGUGAAGGAGAGGCUGUCGUCGUGCUACGGAGACAAGACCCCCGGGGUGCUGGGGCUGAAGAACCACGGCAACACCUGCUUCAUGAACGCCGUGGUCCAGUGCCUGAGCAACACGGACCUGCUGGCCGAGUACCUGGGGCUGGAGCAGUACAGGUCGGACAUGUGCCACGGGAAGGUGAACGGGGAGGCGCGUGGAGAGGAGCGGGGAGCGGAGCCUCCGAGCGCCCGGGGAGAGGUGACCGAGCAGCUGGCGUCACUGGUUCGAGCGCUGUGGACGCUGGAGUACACGCCGCAGCUGUCCGUGGAGUUCAAGAGCAUAGUGGCCAAAUACAGCUCUCAGUUUCGUGGAAACUCUCAGCACGACGCCCUGGAGUUCCUCCUCUGGCUCUUGGACAGUGUUCACGAAGAUGCCAGUUCUGGCCUCAACAACAACAACAGCAGCAGCAACAGCAACGGCAGCAGCAAGGCCAAAGCUGGCAACAAGGGACCCAGUCCAGGGGAGGAUUCUUCCAGUCCCAGUUCAGCCAGCACACAGCAGCCUCGGGGUCGACACAGUUUUGUCCAGGAACACUUCCAGGCUCAGUACAGGUCUUCUCUGACGUGCCCUCAUUGCCUUAAGCAGAGCAACACCUUCGACCCGUUUUUGUGUAUCUCCCUGCCGAUCCCUCUACGACAAACCAGGCCGAUGUGUGUGACGCUGGUGUUCAGUACGAAGGGUCAGAGGUAUCUGCGGGUGGGGCUGGCUGUUCCUCUCCUUGGUACCAUGUCCUCCCUGAGAGCCAUGGUGGCAGAGGAGGGUAAAAUCUCGCCAGACCAGGUCAUCCUGUCAGAGUUGUACUCCACCGGUUUCCAGCGCUCCUUCUCAGAUGACGACGACCUGACGACCAUCGCAGACACCGACGUGGUCUACGCCUUCCAGGCUCCUCCCCUCUACGGGCGUGGAGGCUCUGCACAGCACUCAGGGUAUCACCACAGCCUCCCCUCCUCUCCCUACUCCUCCUCGGCUGGACCUGAUGGCCAGAGGUUACCAACGUCUGGAACCCUCUCCUCCGAGUACCUGAACCAGGGCGGCUCCACGAAGCUCCUCCUCAUCAUCUGUAACACAGCAGGCUCCGGCCAGCAAGCUGUCAGGUUCGGACCUCCAUUUCUCAUGCGUGAGGACAGGAGCAUCUCCUGGGACCAGCUGCAGCAGAGCAUCCUCAGCAAGCUCUACUAUCUGAUGCUGAAUGGAUCUCAGGCUCAGAAGGUUGGGGUGCUGUUCAAGAUCCGAGUGGUGGGAGGAUUGACAUCCUGCAGCUACCUGUCGCCGCAGGACAGCCGGCCACUCUACAACCAUGCUGUUGACAGAGUGCUGAAGAUGUGUGGCACCGGGGGGCCUCCUCACGUGAAGCUCGUCAUAGAGUGGGAGCACAAGACUAAAGAAUGUCUGUUUGGCACCAUCCAGGAGGAGGUGGUGAAGGAUGCAGAGAGUGUGAGGAACCAGCAGCAACAACAUCUGCAGCAGCACAGCUGUACCUUAGACGAGUGCAUCCAGCUGUACACCAAAGAAGAGCAGCUGGCCCCUGACGACGCCUGGAAGUGUCCCCACUGUAAAAAGUUUCAGCAAGGCAUGGUGAAGAUGAGCCUGUGGACUCUCCCUGACAUCCUGAUCCUCCACCUCAAGCGUUUCCGACAGGUGGGUGAGCGCAGGACUAAGCUGUCGACCUUGGUGCGUUUCCCCCUGACUGGACUGGACAUGGCCCCCCACCUGGUGAAGAGGAGUCAGAGUAUGAGGAACCUGGACAUGGGGCCGUGGCCCCCAGCCUGGAAGCAGCCGUCAGGACAACACCCCGACAUGACCCUCCCACUUGACUAUCAGUACGACCUCUACGCUGUGUGUAACCAUCACGGAGGAAUGCAUGGAGGACAUUAUACAGCUUACUGUAGAAAUUCAGUGGAUGCCCAGUGGUACAGUUAUGAUGACAGCAGCGUCGACCUGGAGCCAGAGGAGGAAGUAUGUACCAGAGGAGCUUACAUCCUCUUUUACCAGAGACGCAACACCAUUCCUCCGUGGUCGGCCAGCAGCUCAAUCAGAGGCUCCACAAGCUCAUCAAUGUCAGACCAUUGGCUCGUCCGCCUCACAGUGGACAGUAAGAGAGGAAGUCUGGUGUCUCGAUCGUCCACCACCUGCCCGUCUUCACAUCCCGACUCUCCAGAGUCUCCCGUCUUCCUCGACGAUGGUUGUAAAGACGAAAAGGGAGGUUUUGAGAGAAGGCCAUUUAUCAGGGGUCUUGAAGGACGCAGCAAGAGCAUGAGAACCCCCAGCAGAUCUAAGGACACUCUGAGCAAAGUACUUCCCCUUCGCUGGUCCUUUGGGUCCAAGGACAGACGAAAACCUGACCCAGUGUCUCCGCCGGAUCAAGAACCUGCCCCUGUAGAGCUAGUGCAGUACUUGGAAUCUGGCCGACGUCCCCGGUGCACAAAGGACCCAAUAGUAACACUGAUGAGCGAACAGCGCAGCACCAAGGAAGCUGCUGAGGCCCGUGCUGUAGCUAAUGUCAAAUCGUCCAAUGCUGGGAGUGUGAGUUGUGUGGAUAAAGCAAGAGAUGAGCUGCAGCCAGAGUCUCCAAAGGUCCCAGAGGGCCAGAGGAGACCAUUGGACAAGACCACCAGCCUGAGACGCAGCAAGGGGAGCAAGACAAGAGAUGAGGGCACCUUGAAAAUCAGCAGUAGCUCUAGCAGUAACACCCUCACCAGGAGGAAGGAUUCCAGGAAGCAGAGCUCCUCCAAAGGUUCCCAGGAUACAGAGACAACAAGGCCUUUCAGUGCUGGAGUUCAGCCCAGCUACAGCACACCCAGCCUUCAUGAUGGGACCCUGAGAAGACAGAGGGGAGACAGGGCUGAACAUCCAGGUGCAUUUGAAGAAAUCUCAAAGACCAAAAGAGGAGAAGUGCCCAGGAGUCAGGAGGGACUGUUCUCCUUCUUUAAAGGCAACUUCUUGAAGAAGGAUAAGGACCAGAAGACGUCCAAGGAGGAUGAGUCAGGGAGAAGACGAGGAGACGAAGGAGGCCGAAGGACGCUGUCAAGGCUGCCAGUGUCUAACGGAGCAGCGGGAGGCAGAAGUGCUGCAGAACGAGAACGGUCUAAUGGCUCAGGCCAUCUAGGCGAUGAGCUGGCAAAUGGAAAAGUUGGACGUACGACGGUUGACAUCAAACGCUCCCAAAGUCAGUCCAACAUCCCCACCAAGGCGGAGCCGAGCAUGCACAGGACAGCAUCUUUGCAUCGCAAUGGCAUGUCCACAGCCCCGGCACCCUCACGCAGCCUGACAACGGACAAACCGUCGUACGGCACCCUGCAGAGGACUCGUUACAGCACAACCUCACUGGGGCGCAAAAAGCCAGUCCCCGAGUCGAGCUUCUGACAGAGCUAGUUGACACACAAACACACGGAGCCUUGUACCUGAUAUAGAGUGAACGACGUCCAGUCUCGGACAUCAAAGCAAUAGAGCUACAUUCACAGUGAAAUCCUUUUUGUUCCCGGAAAACCAAGAAGCAGAGACAGAGCAGAUGAGGAGUCCGAACGCUGGAAUAUAAAGAACAGAAUGAAAUGAUGUGACGUGUCCAUCACUUGUCAGAAGAAGUCCAUCUCUUGUCUGUUUUUUAUCACAUGAAACAAGUGCCUGAGAAACUUAUAUAUGCAGUUUAGACCAAUGAGUUUGUCUUUUUAGCACUGGAAGCACAGAAGUCCUUACCCACAAACACACACACACACACACACACACUCCACAUCAAAAUGCACAUACCAACACAAUAUCUAUAUUCUUACUGUAAUUUGAGUGUUGAAAGUCAUACAUUUAUUAAGAAUUCUUCUGGUUGUAGUUAGGGUUGCUGACUGUUUUGGUUUAUCAGAAUGUCGUGAGGCUGCAGUCUGGGAUUAACUCCAAAAGUUCAAGGUAAAUCCCCUGUGGUAUGAUUGUUUAAAGUACAGUGUGGCUUUGAACACACAACGUUGAUUUGUCCCCAUGUGACCCUAACCACAGUUACUGCUCAUUCCAUUUUAACCAGCAGUAAAGAGAUGUCAUUUUUUUAAAGGAGACAUAUUUUGCCUUUUCAGUUUGUCCUAGCUCAAGAGCUGUGUUUGUAACAGAUCUGCAAAAUGAAAAAAGCCCAAAGACCAUAGUAUAAUGAGGUAGGGGUUGUGAGGGUAGGAGUGGUAUUCUGUAGAAGAACUGAUCUUGAGCUCUUUAUUAUGAAUUGGCCAAGAAAAUGAAAAUCUACCGGGACAAGUAGGGCUUUGUAGCUAACCUCUCUAUGGUAAUAGAGAUGAAAAGACACAAAUUUGGGAUUUUAAUAUUAAAGCAAUAUUGACCCUGAGAGGAUGUUUGAGAUAACACCGGUGAACUUUAUUGAAUUCAUUCCAUUUUUUAAUUUUAAAUUUGGACUCUUUUAUUUAUUUUUUAUCAGAUUGUGAUUUUUCUGUGCUACCCGGACUCAAACUCGUGUGACAUAUCUGUGGGUAUAUGAAAGUGUCGAGAGCGCUGAGAUUUUCUCCUGGCUUAAAGUGCACAAUGUGUUCGUGUCCUUGUUUGUCGUCGAAGUGACAGCUGUUGAAAACUUGAUGGUGAAGAAUUUAAAGCUCAACCUUACAAAAAUACUCAAAUUUACGCAGUGGAGGUUCAGCGGAGGAGUGCUGGUAAUAGUGCAGCCUGACACUGACAGCAUAUGGGCAGUUAGAGAGAGAAGUGGAGAUGUGGUUGCAGAAAAGCACUGUUUUUCAAUGUGCUUUGUUUUCUUAUCCCUUUAAUUGGUCCUUGCCUGAACAGUCUAAACCACGGAAGACUUAAAAUGCCUAAAUGGAAACAAAUCAAAUAAAGUAAAAGCAAAUUCACAUUUUAAUAUAUUUUCCUUUUUCUGUUCGUUUACUUUAAUUAGCUAAAUUACUGAUAAUCGUGCCAAGACGACCCUGCUAAAUGUGCGUUUUUCGUCGUCUUGCAGCACAUUGUAAAUGUAACUAAAGGUUCAGUCAACAUCAGUGUCCCUACAGCUGCAAAGGAAACUCUUUUAUUUUGAAAGGCUUUUCUGCCAUCCGGUAAUGCUCCAUGUUCCAACCCAUAGACUGUAUAUAAAGAUGGACGGCAUGUUCCCAAAAUUGAAGCCGAAGCGCCCACUGGUGGCUGGCAGCAGUAUAGUUCAUUAACUCCGCCUCCUCCUUGUUAGUUGGUCGGUCACGGACCACACUAAUAGCCAAAGUGCACCUCGAUUGAAUUGUUCUCAAAAAUUGUUUCAUUUACAGUACUUCUUAUCACACUGAUGUACGUCAAAAUGUUAAUUGUUCAGGUAAAUUUAGUUUGACUUAAUUAUUUGAUUCUAUAAGAAUUGGCUGAAACGUCAUGAACGACAGCCGAGUGUCCCCGGCCACUCCAUUAAUGCAAAUGGAUCGUUCUAUAACAGCAUAACAAGCGAACGUGAUGUCCUCACUUACUGCUGUUGGAACAUUUUGAUGCUGUGUCUCAAAUUGCCAAUGAAGACCUCUUGGACUUUGCAUUUGGAGAUUUUGUUGUGUAUCUCGUAUCUACCCACAUAAUGAUGGAUACUCAAAUAACAUUGGUUAGUUUGGUGCAGCCCUCAAAUCGUUUUUCUUUAGGAGAAAGUAUACCUGUAUAAUUGAAUUUACAUCAGCCUGUUGACAGAUGUUGCAUAAUAUUUGCAAUUUCAAUGGGGAGGAAGGUGUGUAUUCACAUGAGCUUCUGAAUGCUUCUGGACAGUAUUGCCUGUUGAAUGAGUACUUUAUUCAGCUUGCCUUUUCAGAAGCAUACUCUAAGAGCAGCACAAAUAUAGGGUCACCCCAUAUUACAUCAACAAGCUAAUUUUGAAAAACUCAAACACCAGCCAGUGCCCAGAUGAUGUGGUUUGCUGAAGGCCAGUUUGAUCUGGUAAUGUUGAAGCAGGAUCAAAGUUGAUUCUCUAAAAUACACAAACCUGUCCUUCUUAUUGGGAGACAUUUUAUCAAGGAGUCUGAAAGGAUUCAAAUGAAACAGCACAGUGUGAUAUAAGGGACAGAUUUCUCUUCCAAUUUUAUUUAGUUAGUGAUGAAUGGAAUUUUCCAGCAAGAAAAGAGAAUUUUUAAUUCAAGCUUAAAUUCUCCCAGUAAAUGAAUUCCCUUUGCCUCCGUCUCCCUCCUCAACUCCCACAGAGAACACCCCCUGUCAACAGCACCAGUAAAUAAUCUAUAAAAGUGUUCUCUAGGCUCCACAUGGGUGGAUCAUUGUUGAACAGUGCAUCUUCUAUUACUCUGCGUCGGUUUGUGAUUAAUAUUUAUCCAAUGAUUUCCCUCCUUCUUGGUGAUAAAUCUUACUUCAGGCUAUCGCUCCAUUAUGUAUCCACUUUUUCAGAUUUUCUCGGAGGCUGAUGUUCUCCUUUUUCAGAAUCUUUCUAUUCCUGUAACAAUUGAAAACUUACAAUUGGCAUGUCACCUACUGAAAUAUAUGUGUGAUGUAUUGAGGGAUAUGGAUCAGCUGGAUCACACAAACCUUGUACACACACCACGUUUAUUUUUGCGAACACUUUCAUUGUGCUGUAAAGGUAACAGGUGACUGAGCAAUAAUAGUUGAAUGUGUUACUCAUUGGUGUUGGUCAUUUGCACAAGGUUUAAAUAGCAGGAUUAAAAAAAUAGGUUCAGACACUGUUUUGUCCUAUAAAUGUCAAUAGGCAUUGAUUGUGGCUUUGUUGUUGGAACAGCUGCUUACCAGGAGAUUACCGAACCUUAGACAUGCAAGUGGUUUUGAAGUUUGUAGAAAAAUUUAGUAAAUGCAAUCCUGCUCGUGGCUGCUCUCCGAAAUGUUUGAGAAACCAUUUAUUUAAGCAUUAAAAUUAAUUUUUCUGAAAGGAAGCUGCUUCAGCUUCCAUGUCUGAACAACCUUUAUCUCAAUAUAGUGAUUAUUAGUUAAAGAUUCUGAAUAAGAGCAUGUGCUAAGAUACAAAUUAUAAUAGAUGCUUAUUAUUUAAAAACACACCAAAGUGCAGACUCUUCCUUCAUAUUCAGAAGUAUCAGAUAAUCCCUUAUACAGAAUGAAUUAAACUCACUCAUAUCUUGUUUUUCCUCUGAUCACAGAGCAGUACAUUUGUGCUGUUAAAAAAGAACAUAUAGAUUUUAAAUAGGGACACAAAGUCUGUAUACAUUUUAACGUUUGUUUACACCUUUUUUUUUGGCUCAAUCCACAUGUAGCCACAUACACACAAUGUUUACACUGCCAAAUUGAGCACUUAUGUGUAAACAAGAUUUCUGUCAGAUGUGGGUUGAUCAUGUUUUUAUAUGAACAUUUUCUACGUUUUAUAUAAACAUAUAUAAAUCUGUCGAGAGAGAGAGAGAGAGGAUUAUCAUUGAGACUUACCCUGUGGUGUGUACUAAUUUGGGAAUUAGAUAAGGUUGUGCAGUGUAUUUCAUAUUUUUACAAAUUGGUGUACUAGGUUUUCUUUGCUGUAAAACACAAGGUUCUUCCUGAAUUGUUCUCUGUACAUGACAGUGUGUUGUUUAUAUUUUUCAAUACAACAAUUAAAUAGUCUUUAUUUAUGAUUACCGUCAACAGCUUUUAAAUUAUCCAUCAUAAAUUCUAUUUUAAAAUACACAAAUCCUAAUAAAAAUGCAAUAAUGUUUUACUUUUAUGUCACAACACAUUGUUUAAUAAAUACAUGUAAGUACUGUAAUUAUGCAACCUGACCUGAGCCUAUAUAAAACAAAGUGUGAUAUUGUUAUCUGGAAUAUUGUUGAGCAGAAUUAUAAUAUAUAUAAAUGGAAGUAAAUUAUAAAAUUAUAUAGGUACACACUUGAGUGUUUGUACUGAAGCGCAUUUUGUAAUGAAUUAAUUGAAGUAUUUUUUCUUGACUUAAAUUUGUUUGUAAUAAGCAAUUUUUUGUUGUUUAACAGUCGCUUGUUGCAGCUGCCAACAGAUGAUAGGAAGGGAACUCUUAGCGUGCACUUGUUCCACAGACUGGCUGUUGAUGUUUAGUAAAACGAUGAUAAACACUCCUCUUACAC
Messenger RNA from Platichthys flesus (European flounder), 9459 nucleotides. It is a transcript of the gene usp43a, whose product is annotated as ubiquitin specific peptidase 43a. Bases 1103 to 4846 code for a protein of 1247 amino acids. Lineage: Eukaryota; Metazoa; Chordata; Actinopteri; Pleuronectiformes; Pleuronectidae. The record is from RefSeq and is a predicted model, not a curated record. Gene Ontology annotation, molecular function: cysteine-type deubiquitinase activity. Gene Ontology annotation, biological process: protein deubiquitination. The transcript is spliced from 16 exons.